Molecule: messenger RNA, 690 nt
Organism: Ambispora gerdemannii
Lineage: Eukaryota; Fungi; Glomeromycota; Glomeromycetes; Archaeosporales; Ambisporaceae
Source: the annotation of a GenBank genome assembly
AUGCCGGAUGCUCCUUAUAAAAUGAGAGGUUGGUUUCAAGAAGCAGAAGAAGGCUAUGCACCACCAGAGGAUAGCGGGAUCGAGGCCUGCAACGAGUGUUGUAGAAACCAAAACAUCGAAGAAUCGUUAGCAAGUCCAAUUCCCUCUAUUCGUCAGCUUGUCAAUGAUAACUUCACAAUUAAUUUGCAGCCCAUUCUUAAAGUCACGGGAAAGUGGCUUAAGUUGAAGAUUCCAGACCAACUAGGAAUGAAACCUGCAGACUCGUUGUCGAAACUACCAAUGCAAGAAACUUCUCAACUCUCUGCUGCUGUAGAACUACCGAAAACUGCUACCAAUGGUUCUAAUAAACUGAAAUCAAUACAAGCUGAACUCGAUCAUUUGCUAAUAGAGAAGAAAAAGGCGGACUUCAGUUUGGCAGAAAUUGAGUUUUCGAUAUACAAUUUUGAAGGAUCUUACCUAAAAGAGACUCACAACGGCAAGGGAAACUUAUUGCGUGGGUUCUUCGGUAAAGUGCCGAAAAGUGCGUUAGAUAAGAACGACCUGAAAAAGUUCGAGGUUAGGGAAGAGGACCGAAUUUUCUCGAGAUCUUCGUGGGUGAAAUUGCAUUUUCUCUGUAUUGAAUAUGUUCAAUGUGUUUCUCCUUCAUUAACCAAUCAUAAAAUGUACAUCUUUGUAAAGGGUGACUUAUGA